This is a messenger RNA of Staurois parvus, 564 nucleotides long. NCBI's taxonomy places the organism in Eukaryota, Metazoa, Chordata, Amphibia, Anura, Ranidae. The record is from the annotation of a GenBank genome assembly.
UUUCAGCGGCCAUCUUCUCUCCCCGGCGCCAGAAUCUUCAGUGUGGGCACCCAGCUAUCUGCAGUCUCUGGUCAUCUCCUGUACUGUGUCCGCAGUCUCUGGUCAUCUCCUGUACUGUGUCCGCAGUCUCUGGUCAUCUCCUGUACUGUGUCCGCAGUCUCUGGUCAUCUCCUGUACUGUGUCCGCAGUCUCUGGCCAUCUCCUGUACUGUGUCCGCAGUCUCUGGUCAUCUCCUGUACUGUGUCCGCAGUCUCUGGUCAUCUCCUGUACUGUGUCCGCAGUCUUUGGUCAUCUCCUGUAGUACGUCCGCAGUCUCUGGUCAUCUCCUGUAGUACGUCCGCAGUCUCUGGUCAUCUCCUGUAGUACGUCCGCAGUCUCUGGUCAUCUCCUGUAGUAUGUCCACAGUCUCUGGUCAUCUCCUGUAGUACGUCCGCAGUCUCUGGUCAUCUCCUGUACUAUGUCUGCAGUCUCUGGUCAUCUCCUGUACUAUGUUCGUAGUCUCUGGUCAUCUCUUGUACUAUGUCUGCAGUCAACUGGUUCAGAAUAUUUGUUUUUCUCCUCUAA